ACUGUGUCAAAACCUUCAUCCUCAACCAAGAAAACCUAGAAAAAAUCAGGGGGAAAAAAAAACAACCUCAAAACUAAGGAACCAAGAAAACGAACGUAACUGCCAGGAAACCAUCUCAAAGGUCGGCGCUUUCUCUGUGUAUCAGAUGGAGCCCAGGCCAACCCCACCCUGGAACCCAAUCUCCAAUGGACUCUUGCUCUACUUCUACAGCAGCUACAAGAAGAAGAAGGGUCGACGAAGACCCUCCACCGCCUUUCUACCUCCUUUUUUGAGAUUUUUCUCGAAAACCUUGUCGGCAACACCCGCUAUUAUUACUGUUGCCUUCCCAAACUUAUAAAAACCUGGGCUAAUCCUUUACGUUGCAGACUAGGCAUACCAUUCUUUUAUCUUUUUUGCGCGUUGUGAAUCAGUCCACUGUUUGGUCCCCUAUCAACAUGAAUCCAAUAGACGAAGGUCUAUCAAAUUCUCCAACGAGAUCAAAGGGUAAAGCUCCGGCUGACACGUCUUCUUCGGGUCAUUUGGAGCAGGAAAUAUACGGGUUCUCUCCUAUGGAAUUGAGUUCUGGAGCAUUCGGAAAUGCCUUAGCUAGUCUCUCAAUGGCGGACAUUGGCCUUUCUGGCCAUUCUUCUUCGUCUUUGUUUGAUUCUCCUUUCAUGGAGUUGAGAGCAUUCUCAACCAUGAGCCCAACUUCUCUGGCUUCUCCUCCUCUUCCUCCUGUUAGUGAUGAGAGAGCUCCUUCGGUUCCAACAACUGUCAAGGAGGAGACCGGAUUAAUAGAAACAAGCGGUGAGUUGGAGGACGCUGAUGUGCCACAGCCGCUUGAGUGUUUACAGGAGAAUCCGAUUCCGCCAUUUCUUUGGAAAACCUACGAUCUGGUGGAUGAUCCAUCGCUGGAUCCGAUCAUAUCAUGGGGCUCGACUGGUGCUAGUUUCGUGGUAUGGGACCCUGUGGAAUUUGCAAGGAUCGUCUUGCCACGGAAUUUCAAGCAUAACAAUUUCUCAAGUUUUAUCCGCCAGCUAAAUACUUAUGGGUUCCGCAAGAUUGACCCUGAUAAAUGGGAGUUUGCGAAUGAAGGUUUCAAGCAAGGGAAUAGACAUCUAUUGAAGAACAUACAAAGGCGCAGGUCGCUGCAAUCCCCACAUGCUGGUAAUCUUGGCCCAUCUACUGAACCAGGAAAGUCUAGAGUUGAGGUCGAGAUUGAAAAACUGAGAAAGGAGAGGAGUAUAUUAGUCCAAGAUUUGGUUGAUUUGCAGCAACAACAGAGAAGGACUGUUCAAGAGGCGGGACAAGUGAACCAGAAGCUUGAGUCUGCUGAACAGAGACAGAAACAAAUGGUUUCUUUCUUGGCGAAGUUGUUUCAAAAUCCAGCAUUUGUAACCCGCCUGAGAAAACAGAAGGAACUGACAGGUAUAGAUUCUCCAAGAGUGAGAAGGAAGUUUGUCAAGCAGCACCAACACAAAACAUCAGGCUCUUUGAAUGAAGGGCAGAUUGUAAACUGCCAACCUGAUUGGAGAGACAUUACCAAUCUUUCUGAAACUCCGGUGCUGAAUCCAAUUUCUUUUGAACAGUCUCCUGACUACCCUUCACAGGGUUGGGCAAGAGAACUUAGUUCAGUAGCAGAAAAUCCGGAAGUUCAAGCUAAUGGUGUUGUAUCAUAUGAACUGGCUGCAGCGAAUGAGAUGACAACUCCAAAGAUCAUGGGAGAAGGAUCGUCAAGCUCAGGGCUUCAAGGUCCUCUUUUGAAAGGAGAAAACGUCAUGAGACCUAAUCAGGAAGUUAUCCUAGAGGAUCUGACGAGGGAGAAGGGCUUUUCAAUGUUUUACCCGCCUGAAACUGAGAGUGUUACAUGGAACCCGAGCUUUAAUGUUAGCGGUGCUACUUCUAGCUCUGUGAAUGUUCUGUGGGACGAUCCAAUUCCAAUCAAUUUGAAGUGCCAGAAUUUGGAGUCACAGGUGGCAUGUCAGACCUUUGGGAUAUAAACUAUGUGCAAGAAACGGGAAAUUCAGGUUUCUAUGACGAUAAGUGGCCAGCUGAUGAAUUCCCUCCAAAAGAAACAGAAGGUCAGGCUGAUCGGCCGAAAGAUGAUAGAUCUAAGAAUAUUGAUCCAUAGGGCUUUGCUUCUGCGCUUGUUGCCCUUGGAUCCUUAAUAUGCUUUAGUUCCUAGGAUUUUUAUUAGUGAACUAUUCGAUUGUCAAAGGGAAUUCGACACCCCCUUUCUAAUUCUUAAUUUCCAUAUUUAUUUAUUCAUUUAUUUUUAUUAA
This is a messenger RNA of Prosopis cineraria, 2261 nucleotides long. RefSeq names its product heat stress transcription factor A-3-like. Bases 435 to 1979 code for a protein of 514 amino acids. Gene Ontology annotation, cellular component: nucleus. The record is from RefSeq and is a predicted model, not a curated record. The transcript is spliced from 2 exons. Lineage: Eukaryota; Viridiplantae; Streptophyta; Magnoliopsida; Fabales; Fabaceae. Gene Ontology annotation, molecular function: DNA-binding transcription factor activity; RNA polymerase II cis-regulatory region sequence-specific DNA binding. Gene Ontology annotation, biological process: regulation of transcription by RNA polymerase II.